AUGACACAGCUCUUAAACUUACCGAUCGAGCUAGUGCAACUGAUAAUCGAUCAUCAAGAAUAUCAACGUGACAUAAACGCUCUCAUCCGCACCUGUCGCUACCUUUAUAAUACUUUCAAUGUGUCCCUCUAUCAAUAUGACCUAAAACACCGCAACCGCUCAGUGUUGUUCUGGGCCGCCAAGCGCGGUAUCGAUGGCGCGGCUGCAAACUCGUUGAAGGCAGGGCCAUAUACCGAAGUGACGGAUAUGACUGGAGAGACGCCGCUGACAAUAGCUGCCACGCGAGGACACUUGGGUGUUAUGAAGCAGCUGCUCACGGUUGUUGACCACGGGCUUGAUCUCGACACAAAAGGCCUGUAUGAUCGAACCGCAUUGGCAUCAGCAGCUUGCUACGGACAAACAGAAGCAGCCAAGUUGUUACUUGAGCGGGGCGCGGACCGUGAAGCAAAAGACAUGGAUAGGAAGACACCUUUGCUAUUGGCCGCGUUGAACGGUCACGACGACACUGUCAGGUUAUUUCUCGAUUAUGAAGCUGCGGUAGAGGCACAGGACCAGCAUGGCCGAACAGCACUCUCCUGGGCUGCAGAGCACGGAAGCCUCAGCAUCGUUGACCUCCUGUUGGGCCAGGGAGCGGUUGUUGAUACUAGGACAAUUAACGAGAGUACCCCGCUGAUUCUUGCGGUGCGAACUGGACGCGAGGCAGUGGUCAAGAGAUUGCUUAUGGCUGGAGCGGAUCCGAAUGCUAGCAGUUCCAACGGAUGGACUGCGCUGCAUCACGCGGCAUACAAUCUCCAGGGACAAGUGGUUAAGCAUUUGUUAGAGGCAGGAAGUGACCCGAGGGCUACAAUUUUGCACAAUGUACACCAGGACAAGACACCGGCUGACCUAGCCCGCAUGGCUAUGGUGAGUACGUCCGAGAAGAAUGCGGUCUAUGAGAUUCUCAUGACCGCUGCUGGAGACAGUUCUUUGGGAAGUGCCAACACCGAAUGA
Molecule: messenger RNA, 990 nt
Organism: Aspergillus puulaauensis
Lineage: Eukaryota; Fungi; Ascomycota; Eurotiomycetes; Eurotiales; Aspergillaceae
Exons: 1
Coding region: 1-990 (329 amino acids)
Molecular function (GO): protein binding
Source: RefSeq, a predicted model, not a curated record